AACAAUGUUAAGUAUCUCAAGGCCACAUUGGGGUACGCAAGAUAAAAACUCAGGUUCCCAGGCCCAGACAAACAUUACCACAGCAUCCCUGUUCCUACCAGACCGACUCGAGUCUCGUAUACCAUCGAUCUUUGACCGCAGACUUAGACCUGCUACUGCACCAGGAAGCAUGUCUUUUACGUGCAUUUUCAUGAUGACGCUUCUGGGAUCGGCAGUGGUGAUUGCCUUCGUCCUGCAACCAUCACAGGAAGAAAGUGACCGCUUUGUUAUCGCAGCUGGUUUUCAUCAAAGCUGCCAAAGUGUGUCCCUGCAGUCCAUAAAAAAGGAGCUCCUAAAGUCUCUGAAUCUACAGGCCGAGCCCCAGGUGCCAGUGGGCUUACUGGACAGUGUCCAGGAACAGUGGAAACAGGCCUUCAGUGCAUUGUCCAGUGAUGCUAUUGGGUCUGAAGCUGCAUCGAUUUCUGAUGGUGGAAACAUUAGUAACAGCCUGAAGUGCUGUUCCCUGACGUCUGAGAUCUUCAUGAAAGAUCUGGGCUGGAGCAACUGGGUGAUCUACCCCUCUAGUCUCACGGUUACCAAGUGUAAACUGUGCAUCAGAGAAGGGAACACAGUGCAGUGUCCAGCCCCUGUUCAUCCUCAGAAUGGACAGGUUCCGUGCUGCCGUCCUACCUCCCAUAAGUUGGUGCCCAUUGUCUACAUGAGUGAAUAUGGCAGUGUUGUCAUUUCCUCUGUGCAGCUGGCCCAAGGCUGCGACUGUGACAUUGGCAACAACCAGGAGCCCAUCAACAAGUGAAUCUUCAUGUAACUGCCUGUGGGAACAACAGCAAGAAUCGACUCAUCCAAUUAAUUCCAUGUUCCUCCCAAAAUAAAGAUCAUUAAAAAAC
Messenger RNA from Periophthalmus magnuspinnatus, 884 nucleotides. It is a transcript of the gene gsdf, whose product is annotated as gonadal somatic cell derived factor. Gene Ontology annotation, molecular function: growth factor activity. The coding region runs from base 5 to 793 and encodes 262 amino acids. The record is from RefSeq and is a predicted model, not a curated record. The transcript is spliced from 6 exons. NCBI's taxonomy places the organism in Eukaryota, Metazoa, Chordata, Actinopteri, Gobiiformes, Gobiidae.